This is a messenger RNA of Daphnia carinata, 939 nucleotides long. It is a transcript of the gene koko, whose product is annotated as cyclin-Q-like. Gene Ontology annotation, molecular function: cyclin-dependent protein serine/threonine kinase regulator activity. The record is from RefSeq and is a predicted model, not a curated record. The transcript is spliced from 5 exons. Gene Ontology annotation, biological process: regulation of transcription by RNA polymerase II. NCBI's taxonomy places the organism in Eukaryota, Metazoa, Arthropoda, Branchiopoda, Diplostraca, Daphniidae. The coding region runs from base 83 to 883 and encodes 266 amino acids. Gene Ontology annotation, cellular component: nucleus.
UCAAAUUUCGCGUGUUAGGAGUACACGAUUGUUUAAUAUUUCCUGACCACCAUUCGUUAUAUUUUACGUACUCCUAUCAGUAAUGGAUUCAAACAUGACGUCUAAUUUGCUUAGUUCCAAAUUUCGACCAAUCAUUGAGACACAGACACACCAAGCGCCAGAAUGCCCAAGCCCAAUACAAUACAAAAGCGCCAACAACCAUCAUAGUGCACAGGAAUUGGCUGUUAGAUUUCUUUUCGAAUGCGGAACCAAAUUGAAAACAAAUCCACUCACGUCAGCUGUAGCUGCCCAGAUUUAUCAUAGGUUUCUAGAUGCUGUCAACGAUUCUAGUUAUGAUCCUUAUAUGAUUGCAGCUACUGCACUUUAUAUUGCCAGCAAGCAGCAAGAUGAACCCGUCAAGAUCAGGGAUCUUAUUAAUGUUGUUCAUAGGACUCUUAAUCAUGACACUGAUGUUCUGGAUUUAUCUGAAGAAUACUGGAAUUACAGAGAUUCCAUAGUUCAAGCUGAGCUAUUGACAAUGAGGAUGAUUAAUUUCAAAACCAUCAACCCAGAUAUUCAUCUGUAUAUGCUGAAUUACUUGAAAACUUUGUCAUCUUGGAUUUCUCCAGCUGUGUGGGAAAAAUCCACACUGGUGAAAUUGUGCUGGACUUUCUUACAAGAUUUCCACCAUUGCAAAGUCAUCAUUCAGUAUGAACCACAAUUGAUUGCCUUGGCUGUCAUUUACUUUGGGCUCCAGGUUUGUGGAAUAGUGAUUCCUUGUACAACCGAGCAGGAUCAGCUCAGUUGGCAUGAGGCCUUCCACAAAGCUGCCAAGAAAGAAGAUAUCUGGAAUAUCAUCGAGCAUUUGUUGGCAUUGUACGAACAUGAUAAAGAUAUGAAGUAGUGGCCGAAGUGGCGAAAUUUGUACGACGAAGAAAUAAUAAACGAUCACGAUUUUCA